Messenger RNA from Bacillus rossius redtenbacheri, 3743 nucleotides. RefSeq lists its product as uncharacterized. The record is from RefSeq and is a predicted model, not a curated record. The transcript is spliced from 4 exons. NCBI's taxonomy places the organism in Eukaryota, Metazoa, Arthropoda, Insecta, Phasmatodea, Bacillidae. The coding region runs from base 164 to 3562 and encodes 1132 amino acids.
GUUUUUAUCCAUGGUUCUUUAUUUAGUGUGUUUAUAAAAUAUUAUAGUAUUUAUAUUAUUGAUUAUAUACAAUUAUUGUGUGUGCUUAAUGUCUUUUUUUUUCACACCAUUAACUAGUUUUUACAGAUGUUAUUGAAUACUUCAGUGAAAGUAUAUUUCUACGAUGUGGCUGGCAUUGUACGCGCGGUUAAAUUAUUUCUGGAAAGCAUUUAAGGGUAUAUAUGGCGAGCUGCACAGAGUUGGAGGUAUCCAGGACACAGCUGAAGCAAUCAAAAACUCAGUCAAAAGUGGAGUAGAAAAUAUUAAGAAGCUGUUAACAAGAAUACGAACAAAAUGCAGGGAAGAUGUCGACAGCAAAUUUGACUCCGUUCCUCCAUGGUCUGCAAGUUACAAGGUUUCAGUCCUAAAAGAAGACUUGCGUAUUGAACUGUGUCUUCGUGUAAAUCGCGAGAAAAAUCGGAGAUCUGUAAAAACAGAAUUUCACUUCUGCAAAUUACUGACGAAAGACGAGGUUGCGCAGGUUCACAUCAUUGAAGAAUGUGAAAAAUGCAAUAAUCCAGGAAACGAGCAAUGCCGGUCACAGUCAAAACAACACGAGGCAGGGGAGGAUGUUCUUGGAAACUGCACGAAUGUGCCAGUGUACGAUGAAAGGGAUGUAAAUAUAGAAAUAAUUUCAGAUGACGACACUUUUACGGUGACUUUGUACUCUAAACUUUCGGAGUUCCCUGUUAGCGAGGAAUAUAUUCAGGGGCAACAGAGAAGAGAUAAACAUUUGACACCCGAAAAUAAGAAUGAGACAUUCGAUCCUAAUGGAAACAUUUCUGCAGACGACUUUUAUUGCGAUAGUAGCGAACCUAGUGAUCGUAAAAGCUCUAACGGUAUUUCGUCGCAAUGCAAAGAAUCGGAGGAGGAGAUCGUAAAAAAUGUUCCAUGGGCUGUUGAAAAAAGUUGCCUCAGAUGUGAAAUUAUUGACUGCGAGAAAAAUAUUUUUAUGAAUGAGCUUGGUAACUCACUUCAGACAUUAAAUUACCUUGUCAAAGAACUUAGAGUUUUUGAAAAAGGAAUAUUAAAAAAUGAGUAUCCGCUACAAAAUAAUGUCAUUGUUAAAACAAACAAUACAAUAAAAUCACUUGAAGAUGAUAGCUGCAAGAAAAAGGAUAAUGAGUCGAAAGUACUCGGUCAGAAUGUUCUCUUAGAGCAGAAACUUGAAACAUGUAUUUUUGAAAGAGAUGAACUAGCAAAAAGACUGAAGGAACUUAGCCUUAAAUAUACUUCCCUCGAUAAAACUUUGUAUUAUCUCCAAAAUAAUUUAACAGACACAAUACAGGAAUUAGAUUUAUGUAUCUCUGAACGUAAUGAAUUAGCUCAUAAACUCGAGGAAGCGAAACUACUAAAUGAAAGCCACAAUUUUAACGAUAAUGAGUCAUGGAACAACUGUAAAAAAAUUAAAUGCCACCAGUGUUCUUUUUUAAGCAAUAAAUAUGAAGAACUACAGACUUGGUUGGAAUUGAAGUUCUUGGAUCUUGGAGAACAGAUUGCAAAUAGAGAUAAUUUUUCUAAGGAAACUAAUGAAUCGAAAGGAAGAUAUGAACGCCUUAACAUGGAGACCCAAACAACUGAAGAUGAAACAUUUUGUUGCAAAUGUGUAUCGCCUGAAAACGAAAUUUACGAAUCUAUCAUUAUGUCAGAAAAUAAACCUGAGGAACUGUUCAAAAAAGUAUGUUUUUUGGCAAAAGAAAAUGAAGUCAAAAGUGAAACCAUUUCAUUUUCCAAUGCUGAAAUUCAAACUGAUUGCAGUUCAAUUACUAACAUAGAGUUUGAAAGAAUAUGCAAGGAAAACAAAGAAGUAGUGACAAUGUCUACACAAAAAUUAAGAGACAUAGAACAAUGUGGAUUUGCUACAGAUUUAAUUUCAAAAAUUUCGGAGUUCAUCGAAAUAGCAUAUCUAAAUGCCAGUGACAAAAAUGAAAUAUUUCAGGAUGAGAAUUUAUUGCUUUUCGUAGAAAUAUUACAUAAAUUUAAUAUUAUAACAAAAUUAAGGGUUAAGCCUGCCUUCUCUGGAAUUUUGGAGAGACAACAAUGGAACAAGGAAUCUAUUGAAAACCAAAAUUAUAAUGUCAAUGAACUUGUCGAGUCUGAUAUACAAACUGAUGACCAACAAGAGCAGCCGAAAAGAGAACUUAAGAGCUUAUAUUAUUGUGAUAAAAUUGCCAGUGAAAUAAACAGUGGAGUUUUGACCAAGUGUAAUGGGAACUUGUCUGAAGAUAUGGAAUUAUUCGAAACAGAGAUCAAGCCACUGGUGUUGCAUGAAGGUGGUUGUCAAGCGAAUAAUAACAUACAGUUAAUUACAACUGCCGUUGGAACUUGCAUAAUUACUUUAGCACGCAGCUGCAUGGGUGAAGUGUUGGAGGGCACAUGGAUGCGUGAACUUAGCCUAAUGCCCUUACAUGCAGGAAUACGAUCUAGCAUUUGGAUUGUUUUGAAAACCCGUGACUCAAAUGACUCAAGAAUGGAGCAUUUGUGCAACGAAUAUAGUGACCAUAGAAACAAUUCCCAUGUAAUCUUUACAAAAAGUAAGAUCUUCACUCAGCAGAAAGGGAAAGCAAACCUUGGCUUAAAUUUGCAUUUGGAACGAAACUAUAAUAUUCUAGACUUACCCAAGGUCUCAGAUGUUGCUGAAGAUGAAAUUGUUACUGAAAACCACAAAGAAACAAGCAUUUCAAUUGAUGAUUGUGUUCAGAGUAAACUCUCCAAGAUAACUUUACUUCCGGAAACAGAAUUUAUCUUUGAGGAAAAGAUUAAGUUAGGCACAUUUAUCUUACCAGGUAAUUGCAUAAUUGAAGAAAUCUGCACAAAUACCAUCACAAAAUUAAAGGAAAUUGAAUCUUCAGAAAUUGAGCAUGAUUUAAAUUAUGUUGGUAUUCCAUCUGAAGCUGUGACUAGCAUCAUAAGUAAGAAACCUAACUAUAAUUCAGAGAGAAAUAUCAGUAACAUUGCAUCAAAAAAAUUAAUUGAAACACAUCCAUCUAAAAAAAAUUAUUUCGAGAUGAUUGACAGUACUGUAUAUCAGCUAUCAUCUGUAAUAAAUGAAAGGGAUUCGUUUAAAAAGCAGGUAGAUGAACUCAACAAAGCUUUGAAAACCACAAAACUGCAACUCGAAGAACAACAUUUUCAAAAUACCAAAAUGAAAUCCAAAAUUAAAACAUUGAAGACUACAAUCAGUGAAAAGGAUUGCCUGCUGGAAGAGUUCGAGCUAGCGCUACUGGGCAUCAGUCCGCCGGGCAAGAUGGCGGCGGAGGCGGCGCUGUGCGCGCAGAGAGACGCCCUGGCCGAGGACGCGCGGCGUCUACGCGCUGCUCUCGUGUUCCGCAAUGCCGAGGUGGAGAGCCUCCGCCAGCAGGUGAACACGUUCAAGGCGCUCCUGAUGGCCGGCCCGGGCAACCCCGCGAGGUCACGCAUGGAAGAGUGUCGGCCUGUUGGCGGACAUAAGUCGGCGCCUGCCGUCAUCGCCGGCUGUUCGAGGACCACGCCCUGCGACGGGUCUGUCCGGAGAAGACGCUAGAAGGAAGCGAGAGUGACCUGCGGCAAAUGCAGGCCGAUGCGCGCUUGCGGCCGCCAUGCCAGACGUUUCUCCCGAUAAGCUUGUGCUCAGUGUCAGAUCGUCCGUGAACUUAUUAUUAAUGUGUGUUGCGUACAAUAUUUUAGGUUCUAUGAUACAAAUUAUUAUUUUUUGCAUUCGCAAA